AUGUCGUCGAUUCAAGAGCCUGAGGUCUCGGCCGAACCAGGCAGCCCUCAGUCUCCCAUCGAAGCCACAACAACUCCCGCCGCCGCCGCCACCACCACGGCUGUCCCUGCCGCCACGGCAACCGUCCACGAGCCCAAGACGAACACUCCGGAGCUCGACGUGCCGAAGCUACAGUCCCUGCCGGCCGAGCAACAGGAGCUAUAUCUGCUCACCUUCGUGUCGAGCUUGACAAAGCACGUACUGGCGCUCUCGUCCGACGACUGCACGGCCCAGCAGUUCUACCUGAAGCGCGAGAUCUUCCAGAUCAUCAACCUGCCCGCGCCGCAGCCCUCACGUGUCAUACGCAACAACCUGGGCAAAUGCCUCGCGCACAUCUUCAGCAAGGGCGACAGGAAGCUGCUCUUCGAAACCAUAAAUGACCUGGUCGGCAUCGUCUCCGGUGGCAAGGCCAAGUCGGAUGGCGAGACGCGGUCUAAGCAUGCUGCCGUCAGCUGCCUCGGCGACGUCUUUGCCGCCGCGGGUGACAGCGCCAUAGGCCUGCACCAGCUCUCGUGCGCAACGCUGGUCAAGACGCUCAAGUCUUCGUCGAAUAACGCGGGGAUGCGUGCCGCGGUCCUGACGGCCUUGGCCAAGAUCGUCGUCAUGAUCGAGGGGUCCAUGGAUGAGACGAUUUGCCGCGACAUUUGGAAGCAGUGCAGAAGCCACGCAGCCAGCGACAAGGGCGCACUGGUAGUUGCCGCGGCCUGUCGGUGCCUGCGGGCCCUCUGCAAGCACACGCCCUACUUUCGCAACUCGGCCGACUUCGACAAGCUUGAGUCGGCCGUCUUCAAGGCCGUCGACAGUUCGUCCUCCCAGGUACGGCAUGCUGCGGCGGACUGCUUUGCGGAAGCGAUGGUCCAGGGCUACGCCGGCUCCGCAGGAGCGGAAAACUCCGCCACGAAGAGCAAGAAAUCCAAGGCGAAGCUCAAACGCGUCUCGACGCACCCGGGCAUCGUGGAGGACGAUGACGAUCUCCCUUCGCGCUCUGCCAGCCCGGCACCUGGCGGAAAGAGAACACAGGACCUCUCACUGACCAUUCCGGACAUGCUGAAGCUUCUGUCGACGCAGUACGUCAAGUCGAGUGCGUCUAACAAGGCUCGGACGGCCAUUGGUGUCUGCUACGGCAAGCUAUUCCGUCAUCUUGGCGAGAACCUGGUGCAGGCCAAUUACUUGAGGAUCGUCGAGAGCUUCGCAGUCGACAUCUUGGGCCACUCAAACGUGAACAACAACCGCCACCGGCUGCUCUUGUCGCGAAAAAUCAUCGACACCAUUGUCCAAGACGUAAUUGGUCGCAAAAUCCUUGGGGAGUCUGGUCAAGUUAAGGCCGCGGAGCUCCUGAUCAACAACAUCCUCAAGAACUACCCCCAGGCCUUGGCCGAGAGACCUGAGCCCUCGAAGAACACACUUAUUGUGUCAUUGAACGCUGUCGCAGCCCUUGUCCAGUCUCUUGGCUCAGCUGCAAACAGCUUCGCCGAAUCCUGCCGCGACGGGCUGCUCCAAGUUUUGCAGCACCCUAGCUACUCGGUGCAGGUGUUCGCGUCUUACUGCAUGAAGACUUUUGUCCUCUCGUGCCCGCAGCAGCUGCUUCCAUGCCUCUCGGUCUGUAUGAAUUCAUUGACGCGAGAACUCUCGCUGCUUGGCAGCGGUCGCAACUCACCGAGGCGGUGUCUCGGGUUUGCUCAUGGCUUGGCGGCAACUCUGAGCGCGAGCCCGUUGCGGCCCCUGCAUGGCUCUCUCGACAUCAACAGCCGCGUCUUGACAAUGGCCACCAACCUCCUCAAGUCAAGCAGCCAAUCCGAACUUCGCGUCGCAUGCACCCAGAUCCAAGUCGCCUGGAUUUUGAUCGGCGGUCUCAUGUCCCUGGGUCCCAACUUUGUCAAGAUCCAUCUAUCGCAACUUCUUCUCCUCUGGAAGAACGCUUUGCCGAAACCCCUGGCCAAGGACAACACCUCGGCCAGGAGCCUUCUCGAGGCGUCGUUCUUGACGCAUGUGCGAGAAGGCGCUCUGGGCUCCAUCAUGGCUUUCCUGCAGUUCAACAAUCGUCUGCUGACGGUGGAUGUCUCGAAGCGGGUUGCUGCCAUGCUGCAGAACACAACGGCGUUCUUGAAAUCGCUGCCACACAAGAAAACCACGGAGGACAUCUCGCAGAGGCUAACUCCUGCUCUGCAGCUCCAAGACUUGGACCUGAUGGUACAGCGCCGCGUCAUGCAGUGCUAUAUCAAGCUUGUCAAUCUAAGCCCAGCAGGAGGAAGCGAGGCUCUUUUGCAGUCGAACUUGCUGACUCUCGCCAUCUCAUUGUUCGCGGACCCCGAGAAUUAUACGCCCAGCUCUUUAAGCGCCUCCAUUGCCAACGCGGCUGCCAACUUUGAGUCCAUCUGGGAUGUUGGAGACAACACGGCGUUUGGCAUCACGGGGCUUGUCGCCGGAUUCAAGGUCCGGAAACUGCCUGGUCAGCACGACAGCUCUACGGAAGGCGAGGUCGAUGCCGAAAGCCCCGAGGAAGCCAUCGACAAGCUUUUGCUCUCGCCUGUUUGUGGCAGUCUGGAGCAUGAUGCAUCCGCGCUUUACGUCGGUGCAGUGGAUGACGCCUUAUCCAUGACACCCGAUCCUCCGGCAACGGAGGUCAUCAACGAUGCCAUCCAGCUGUUCGCCUUUGCUUUCCCCCUUACACCAGCCAAAGUCCAGGAGAGCGUGUUGGAGCAAAUCAGAACGUUUGCAUCGGCGGGCUCUCUUCAGAGAGACCCGGGCCGCAAAGCAGCAAUCAACGUCAACAUCGCGACCGCGAUCCUGGCCUGCAUGAGAGUGGCCACGAAAGAAACGAGCUCAUCGCCGGGAAGCGUGGCCAAUCUCGCCGUGGAAAGGCUGCUCCAGGAUAUCGUAAGAGACUUCGUCUUGGACCCGGAUCAGUACGUGAGGAGUCUCGGCUAUGCUGCGGUGGCUAGGCUUUGCAAUGUUUACGGCAACUCCUUCACCAACCACGAAAUCAAGUUCCUCGUGGACACCAUCGUUGGCAACCGCGAGCCCAGCGCUAGAGCUGGGUGUGCGAUGGCUCUUGGUUCAAUCCAGACAAAGGUCGGCGGCAUGGCUGCUGGCUACCACCUCAAGACCAUUUUGGGCAUCCUCAUGUCGCUGUGCAACGACCCGCAUCCCAUCGUUCACUACUGGGCGCUGGAGGCUCUCUCGCUAGCCUCGGAUGCGGCUGGUCUUUCCUUUGCCGGCUACGUCCCGAGCACUCUGGGUAUGCUCGCGCAACUCUACGUGUCCGAAACCCAUCACCCGGAGAUCUCGUCAGCCAUCACCAUGAACCUGGAGAUGGAGCUCCCGACCGUGGCGGCGAUCGCCAAGUGCGUCGACUCUCUGAUCAAUGUCCUGGGCCCAGACUUGCAGGAUGCCAACAAGUCCCGAGAGCUCAUAUUCACCUUGGUUGAGUACUUCCAGGACGAAAGUGACAGCCGAGUUGAGAGAGCCGCUUUGGGGUGCUUGGAGCACCUGUCUCUCUACGCACCUGGGCAGAUGCACUUCGCCGACUACGUGAGGCUCCUCCAGAAGUACCUGGCGUCUGACAACAAUACACUGCGCGAUGUGGCUGUGGACGGCCUGUACAACAUCAUGAAGAGAGAGCCGCGAGACGUUCUUCGGGAAGCAGACGAGGGCUUUGAGGAGCGACUGUGGCUGGUGCUCGACGACGCGCCGUCUCACGAUGGCAUCCGGAACAUUAUUCGCAAUUGGAUGCGCCAGACCUGUCUGCAUGAAACGAACGAGUGGCUGCAGCGCUUUCAAGCGGUUCUCAAAAUGACGAGGUCAAAGCCCCAGGAGACGCACGAAUCAUCAAAGACGACGGCUGGCGUCCCAGACCUUCAGGACGAAGAGGUGGCAGGCUUCGCGGCGGGAGCAGGGACUGCCAAAGACAAGGACAUGGCUGCGGCGUCUGAAGCAGAGCCGCUGCGAUGGCAGGUCACGACGUUUGCCAUCAGCUGCAUCAGUGAGAUUUUCACGCUGGUCGCAAAGGACGUGGCCGCGAACGGGGAUUCCCAGGCACAGGUUUCCCUGCAAAACAAGAUCGCGGACGUCGUGCGCAUGGCGUUCUCGGCUUCCACUUCCAAUGUCCUGGAGCUUCGCAUAUGGGGCCUGAAGAUCAUUGGCGCAGUGCUCAAGAUGUUUGGCAAGACUCCCGACCCAGAUUUCGAGGAGGCCAUGUUGCUGGAGCAGUACCAGGCCCAAAUCAGCUCUGCCUUGACCCCGGCCUUUGCGGCAGACUCGUCCCCCGAACUCGCUUCCGAGGCAGUCAAUGUCUGCGCCAGUUUCAUCUCCAUAGGAAUCGUCACCGACGUGGACCGCAUGGGACGAAUCCUCAAGACCCUCAUCAAUGCCUUGGAGAACUUUUCUAGGGACAACGAGAACGCCGGCAUCGGGGACCUGAAAGGACUGAGCUCCAAUGCUCAAGUCAUGGUCAAGAUUUCAGUCUUCUCUGCCUGGGCGGAGCUUCAGGUUGCCAGCACCGAGCAGAAGUACCUCCUCGACGUGCUCAAGCCUCACGUGGGCACGCUCACCCCCUUGUGGCUUGAAUCCCUGCGGGAGUUUGCGAGGCUCCGAUUUGAGCCAGACAUUUCCAUGACGCUGGGACCGCCGUCUCUCUCUGGUAGCCUGGACACCAUCUACGCGGCGCUGAACCGCGAGACCUUGCUGCGGUUCUAUCAGGACUCGUGGCUCAAGCUUGUCGAUGCGAUUGCAAGUCUCAUUGAACAGGACAGCGAGUUUGUCUUUGAUGCGCUUGACGGCAAGGAGUCUCAGGAAUCCGUCUCCAACGGCAACCCCAAGAGCCCGGCAAUCAACUACCGCGACGAGCCGGUUGCCUUCUUCUUUGUGCUCUUCGGACUAGCCUUUGAGGCGCUCGCCAUACGGCCCGGACAGAGCGAGUCGCUGGCCACUCAGGAACAAACGCUGGACAUCCUCGAGGCCCUCAAGAGGAUUCUGCACCCGAGUGUGUCGGGCCACGCCAUUUAUCGACCGGAUGUCUUUGCCGAGACAAUGGAUCUCCUUGACCGCCUGGUUCUGACGGACGGGCUCGACGUCCAGACCGUCAUCGUGCAAAUCGCCCGUGCGCUUUGUGUCACCCACCCUUCUGCACGACGGCAGGCGUCCGAUGAGGGCGACCUCUCCGAGGAUAUCGACCAGUUAUUCGAGCUCACCAGGAUCAUCGUGCUUGUGCUGAGCGGCCUCCUGCCUAAUCUCGCCGAGGGCAGCCAGCCGGUGCGCCAUCAGAUGAACGACGAGGCUAUCGUCCUCGUCCGCACGUCACUGGACGCUCUUGUCGACGCGGCAGAGGUGUUCCCAUCAAUCAUCAAGACCGACCUCCAUGCCUGCAUCAUUCACAUCUUCGCCACCAUCCUCGCCACCCCCGACUGCCAAGAACUGAUUGUCCCGCAGUCCUUGGCCAUCCUCAAGCGGUUCGUCGGCGGGAUGCCCAAGUCCGCCGACGACCACUCGUCGGGCCAAGUCCAACUGCAGGGCUGUCUCCGCCGGUUCCUGUCCAUCUACCUCCACGCACAGAAGCGUGAGCAGCCAACGUCCCUAGCGUGCGUCAAGAAUUGUCUCCUCGCGACAACUAUUCUCUUUACGAGCGGCAAGAAUCAACUGCCGGCUACCGAUCCGCUGGUUGCCCGCUAUCUGGACGAGGUCCUCGACUGCCUCACGGACCGCAUGACCGCGAGGAUUGCAGCCAACUGCAUCCGCUCGCUCCUUCUGCAGCCGAAACCUACUGCAGCCGACCUGAGCAUUGCACGGUACCUGUUUCCUCGCCUGAUUGCGUUCGUGACCAAUGUGGAACCCGAGGAUCCGGCGCGAGCUCGGGCCCUGCUCGCUCACACCCUGUGCCUGUACGUGGGGACUCUGCAGGCGGACCGGAGGUCGGCGUCGAUGGCCCUGGUCAUUCCGACACUCAUGGCUCGGGCCACGGGCGAGGGCGAAGAAGUGUAUCAAGAAACGAGUGCAACGCUGUUGGAGCUCGCGGCGGCUGACCCGGGGACGUUCAAGGCCAUCGUGGGCGACCUGAGCGCCAGUCAAAGGGCUCUCCUGGAGGAGGUCAUCCGCUCGGGUCGCCAGGGGACGGCCGGCAACAGUGCAGCUACCGACGGCGGAUCCGGCCAGCCGAGCAUCACCCUGAAGAUGGACUUUGGCGGUUAG
Messenger RNA from Purpureocillium lilacinum, 6222 nucleotides. RefSeq lists its product as uncharacterized. Gene Ontology annotation, cellular component: Golgi apparatus; endocytic vesicle; membrane. Gene Ontology annotation, biological process: endocytosis; intracellular protein localization; retrograde transport, endosome to Golgi. Lineage: Eukaryota; Fungi; Ascomycota; Sordariomycetes; Hypocreales; Ophiocordycipitaceae. The record is from RefSeq and is a predicted model, not a curated record.